Molecule: messenger RNA, 2140 nt
Organism: Aplysia californica (California sea hare)
Lineage: Eukaryota; Metazoa; Mollusca; Gastropoda; Aplysiida; Aplysiidae
Product: ankyrin repeat and KH domain-containing protein CBG24701
Exons: 10
Coding region: 452-1936 (494 amino acids)
Molecular function (GO): protein binding
Source: RefSeq, a predicted model, not a curated record
AACAAUAUGGCGACCAAACUUGUUUGAGUUAUCUCUUUUCGUCUCAAACCAAACCUAUCAAUGUAAAUUAUUGGUCUCGCCUUAUAAUAGAGUUUAAUAUUGAGAAUAGAUUUUUCCAUUCUCUUCUGACGUAUAUUAUGUGAAGACUUUUGUCAAAACUUGGUGUUUGCUUUGCCUUUGUAAUCAACCAAUUAUUUUAAUCUGAUUGUGAUUGAGCUGAUUGUUGUAAUCAAUGAACCAGUAUUCUCAUAUGGAACUCACACUUUAUGGCACGACGUGUCUUUUAAAAUCAUGUGAACUGAAUAUUUUAACAGUAUCCCCGUCAAGUAACUAUUCCAUUAUGAUUAUCUGAUUGUCUGGCCAGUGUGAGUGGGUCUUCCAUUUUUUGUUUGUUUGGGGUUUAGGCUAGGCCUCUAGAUCUAGAUCUAGUAAUCAUUUUAAGCUGUGAAAAAUGAGUAAACCCAGCAAGGCAGGAAAGCUGAAGAUAGGAAGGGAUAAGCCUAAGAAAUACAAGAGACGUCCUGAUGCAUUUUCCAUUCGAGUCAUUGUUGCACCAACUGAGGAAGUCUUUAGUGUGGAUGAUGUUUAUAAUGACAUGACAGUAGCACAGCUAAAAGAUGACUUGGAGUUUGCAACUGGAAUUCCAGUUACCAUUCAAAGACUGAGCUACCUCGAUGAUGGAGAACUACAGGAUCACACUACGAUCCGAGGCAAUGACUUUGUACCAGGUAGCACGGUACAGCUCAGGGUCUGGCCCAUGUAUCAAGAGCUGAUUGAAGCUAUUGUUGCUGAUGAAAUUGAUUGGGUAUUUAGACUGGGAGUCACGAACCCCUCUGAUUAUCACACUCCGGCCAGCGACUACAUGACCAAGAGGUCAAGAAAAGCCUGGUUGGAAGAGCGAGCAUUCAUAGCUCUUUGUCUUGCAUCACAUAGAGGGCAUGAAGAAUUAGCAGUUCGACUCAUUGAAAAUGGUGCAGAGAUAAACAGAACAACACCCACUGGCAAGACACCCCUGCACUUAGCCUCAGCAAGGGGACAUGGAGAACUAGUUAACACGCUGCUCCAACAUGGUGCUGACAUCAAUGCUGAAGAUCAAAAUGGGAACACAGCCUUAUCAGUGGCUGAGAGAUUUGGCAGCAAAGUUUGUUCCCGCUACCUCUUCCAAUUCCAGUGGCAGGAGAGAGCUAAAGAUGUAAAGCCUUCGAAAAAGGGUCACUCUCUCAUGUAUGAAGGACAAAGAAAGGUUCCUCUGUUUGCCCACCAGUACCAUGACUCCAGUUUCCCUGUCUGGAAACGAGGUGCUUCAGCUCAGAUCUACGUCCAGAAAAUACUCAAGCCUGGAGAGUUUGAAGGCACGGCUCUCAGUGCUCCCAAAGGAGGCAAGCAUCCUUCUAUAGUGAGGAAGCACAUCAGAAAUGCAACAUUUUUCCGUGACUCGCCUGACAGCAAUGCCUCUGAGCUAGACGACUACUUCCCUGAUGAGACCGGAGUUUCUCUACCACCCAUUCAUAAAAAGAAGAAAAUGAACUUGAAGAGACCUUUGACAUAUGCUGAAUGGCUGGAAAAACAGAGAGAGAUUGAGAGAAAGAUUGCCCUGGAGAAGAAAAUCCAGGAUGAAGAAGACAUGAAAAAGAAAUUGGAGGAGGAAGAGAGGAAAAAGGAAGAGACGGAAAAGCUGGGCUAUGAGAAGUGGUUGGCUCAGCGCGAACAGGAGAGACUGGAGAAGUCGCCGCGUCACUCGUCCCCGGUGAAGAACCCGUCCACUGUGCCAGACACCAGCAGCAUGCUACCCCUGCACCACGACGGCGCCUUGAGACAGUACCUGCGGGGUCUGGGCCGCUCAAAGGCCGGGGUCAACUAUGAGGACUGGCUGGACCAGAAAGAAAUGGAGAUCAACCAUCUGGUCCGACAGAUGGCAGUACAAGCUCCGGUUUAGAAAAGUUUUGCCAUCAUGGUCAUAACAAAGUUGCUGGUUUCUAGUAAAUGGUAUGGUAAAAAUACUCGUUACUUGUUUCGUAUGCUUAAUAAUAAUAUAACCAGGCUUUCAUUUAGUGAACUAAAAUCAUGAGCACUGUUUUUUUUAAUAAGGUUUCCUCAAAACAACAAAUUGAGGCAUCAUGGUGAAAUCAGGCGCUUGUCA